AUGUGUCAAACAUAUGGGACAAAAGAGUUGUCUCAGUUUUCUAAAGAGGGAGACAUCAACAUUGGAGGCAUUUUUUCUUUCCACCAGAAUCCAGUCAGGGUCAAUCCUGCUCUCCAUGUCAACCCAGGAACAAUCAAGUGUGAAGGACUGGACCCUGGUGAGCUUCAGUAUGCAUACACUAUGAUGUUUGCCAUAGAGGAGAUCAACAACAGCUCAGAGCUUCUGCCUGGAGUGACACUUGGCUACAGAAUCUUUGAUUCAUGUCCCAGCAUCCCUCUGUCCAUCAGGGCGUCGUUAAACCUGAUGAACAGGUACGAGAGCAGGGAAGACAGCUGCAGCAAACUCUCUAAUGUGCAUGCAGUCAUAGGAGAAACCACAUCCACCUCGACUAUAGGUAUCGCUCGCACCAUGGGACCGUUUCAUAUUCCUGUGAUCAGUCAUUCAGCCACUUGUGCAUGUCUUGGCAAUAGAAGAGACUACCCCUCUUUCUUUAGAACCAUUCCAAGUGAUAUCUACCAAAGCCAAGCCUUAGCAAAACUUGUGAAACACUUUGGCUGGACCUGGGUUGGGGCAAUCAGAACUAACAGUGACUAUGGGAAUGGUGGAAUGGCCACUUUUCUUGAAGCAGCCGAGAAAGAGGGAGUGUGCGUUGAGUACUCUUUGGCUAUUUACAGAACGGAUCCCAGAAAGUGGUUCUUAGAGGUGGUGGACAUCAUUAAAAAAUCCACCUCUAAAGUAAUAGUAGCAUUCGCUGAUGGCACUGACCUUGACAUACUCAUUAAGGAGCUUUAUGCUCAGAAUGUGACAGGCCUGCAGUGGGUGGGCAGUGAAGGCUGGAUUACUUAUCGCUACAUUGCCUCACCGGUGAACUACGCUGUGGUGCAGGGGGCAGUAGGCUUUGCAGCCUUGAAUGCUCACAUCCCUGGACUGCAGGAGUUCUUAGCAAACAGCAGGCCCUCCAUCACUCCUGGAGAUCAGGGAUUGGUGGAGUUGUGGGAGAUGGUGUUCGACUGCACCUUGACUCCAAGAGCUGAGACUACAGCUCAGGGUUUAGCCCCAGCCUGCACGGGCAAGGAGUCUCUGAGGGAUACAAACACACGCUUCACAGAUGUAUCUGAUGCCAGCCUGCUGAAUAAUGUUUACAAGGCAACAUAUGCAGUCGCUCAUGCAUUGCAUAUGCUCUUUACCUGCAUUGAUGGGCAGGGGCCUUUUGAAAACAAUACUUGUGCUGACAGGGAGAAUGUACAGCCAUGGAAGGUUUUGCAUUACCUAACCCAGGUGAAUUUCACAACUAAAAUAGGUGAAAAUGUGUUCUUUGAUGAGUUGGGUGACCCUGUGGCACGUUACGCACUGGUGAACUGGCAGAUGGAUGAGACAGGUUACAUACUCUUUGAGACUAUUGGUUACUACGAUGCCUCCAAGCCUGAAGGCCAGCAGUUUGAGAUGAAAGCAGGAGUCAGUGCCAUCUGGGCAGGCGAGAAUCUUGAGGUGCCGAGGUCUGUGUGCAGUGAGAGCUGCCUUCCAGGGACUCGUCGUGCGUUCGUCAAGGGCAAGCCUAUCUGCUGUUUUGAUUGCAUCACCUGUGCUGAUGGGGAGUUCAGCAACAGUACAAAUGCAGUGAAAUGUGACAAAUGCCCCCCAGAGUACAAGUCCAACGAAGAGAAGAAUAACUGUGACUUGAAAGCGAUUGAGUUCCUCACCUUCAGGGAACUGAUGGGUAUACUUUUGGUCACUUUCUCUGUCUUUGGGGCCUGCCUGGCCAUGACCAUAGCCCUGAUAUUUUUCCAUUACAGACACACUCCAAUUGUUCGGGCCAACAACUCUGAGCUGAGCUUCCUCCUGCUCUUCUCCUUAACUUUAUGCUUCCUGUGCUCUCUCACUUUCAUCGGCCGGCCCUCUGAGUGGUCCUGCAUGCUGAGACACACAGCAUUCGGCAUCACCUUCGUCCUCUGUAUAUCAUGUAUUCUUGGCAAAACUAUUGUUGUCUUAAUGGCAUUUAAAGCCACACUUCCAGGCAGGAAUGUGAUGAAAUGGUUCGGGCCUGUACAGCAAAGAAUCAGCGUGCUAGCUUUCACUCUGGUACAGGUUUUGAUCUGCAUACUUUGGUUGACCAUUAAUCCUCCUUUCCCAUUCAAAAACAUGAAACACUACAAGGACAAGAUCAUCCUCGAGUGUGCCCUGGGAUCACCUGUGGGCUUCUGGGCUGUCUUGGGUUACAUUGGACUUCUUUCUCUCUUGUGUUUUAUUCUGGCCUUUCUGGCUCGAAAGCUGCCCGAUAAUUUCAAUGAAGCGAAAUUCAUCACCUUCAGCAUGUUGAUAUUCUGUGCAGUCUGGAUCACAUUUAUCCCAGCAUAUGCCAGCUCCCCAGGAAAGUUCACUGUGGCUGUGGAGAUAUUUGCCAUUCUGGCCUCCAGUUAUGGGAUGCUGUUUUGUAUUUUUCUGCCCAAGUGCUACAUCAUUUUAUUAAAGCCUGAGCACAACACCAAAAAGCAUCUGAUGGGUAAAGUAACCCCAAAAUCCCUCUGA
Messenger RNA from Cheilinus undulatus (humphead wrasse), 2526 nucleotides. RefSeq names its product extracellular calcium-sensing receptor-like. NCBI's taxonomy places the organism in Eukaryota, Metazoa, Chordata, Actinopteri, Labriformes, Labridae. The record is from RefSeq and is a predicted model, not a curated record. Bases 1 to 2526 code for a protein of 841 amino acids. The transcript has 6 exons. Gene Ontology annotation, molecular function: G protein-coupled receptor activity. Gene Ontology annotation, biological process: G protein-coupled receptor signaling pathway. Gene Ontology annotation, cellular component: membrane.